AUGGAGAACAGUGAACAGGCAAACAGCCCAGAGGGUGCGUCGAGGGUGUCAACACGAACCUCAGGUCGGGUGCUCUCCAGAGACUAUGCCGAGCAGAACCUAUCGAGGUCGCCGUCCCAGCAUCAAUCUCGUUCUAGGUAUCCCGACUUCAACUUUGGCCCGGCUUCACUGCGUCAUCGCAUCAGUAGCCUUCAAACAAGUCCGAACCCAAGUCCUGGUCCAGCACGAACUUGGGGGAGAGAUUAUGCGGAUUCCAGCAGAAGAUCUGUUGUCAUUGCUGCCCCUUCAGCGAGAGGCGAUGCCACUGAUACUGCGUCCCGAAAAUUCUCCCUCGCUGGCCCCCCUCCUCUGGAUACCUUGGCCGCCAACCAACCAUACAUUGACCCAGGAUACACACAACUCAAUCCGGCAUAUGAUCAACCAACAAAUGUCAGACCCGUGUGGGGUCUUGCUAAACCGUUGCCUCGUGUGCUGAGACCAGGCAUGGUUCCCGCGAAGGACGAGCUUGAGAAGGAAGUCCAAGAGGAAGAAAGAGAAGCACAACAGCCGCUGAUGGCAGAUAUCGAAGCCGGCAGGAUUGAACCCUCUCUAAGGCCAGACAAGGUAUCUUCGCAAUUGGACACUAUCCGACGCGAGAGAGAAAUAUCCCUGUACCGAGCCUAUCAAAACCAGUACCAAGAGUCACCCGCAUUUUCACCCUUUGGUGCCGCCAGAAGAACUUCAGACGCACUGACCGAAACGCCGCACACGUGGAUUCGACCAGAAGAUACAAUCGAGGAAGAAGCUGGCUCCGAGUCUCAACAGACGGAGCAGAUUGAACCACCAGAGCUGUCACUACCCGAAGCAGUGGCAAAUGUGAAGCGAGCAAAGGAGGAGGAAGAGGAAUGGAAAGACGACCCCUACGAGGAUGCAGUUCCUUUGGCAGCGUAUCAGGCCGAAGAGGAAGAAAUCCACAAUCUGCACACAUACUGGUCCAUUAUUCGGCUGCGCUUUCGAGAACCGUUGGCCGAGCUACUAGGAAUCAUGGUUCAAUACACACUUGGUUUCAGCGCCAAUCUGUCAAUGACUGUCUCGCGCGGAGCAGCUGGCGUCAAUGAUACAGGAACCUGGGCAUGGGGUUUCGCGACCAUGUUAGCCAUCUACAUCGCGGGCGGGAUAUCCGGCGCUCAUCUGAACCCUGCGAUAUCACUAAUGCUCUACAUCUACCGUGGGUUUCCGUUGCGCAAAAUCCCCGUCUACGUCGCAGCUCAGAUGCUCGGCGCUUUUCUGGCGGCUUUGGUUGCCUUUGGUAUCUUCCAACCCGGCCUCAUCGCUCUGCAACUGCAUGCGGCGCAGGAGCAACAAAGCCACCUAGUAGAACAGAAGUUGGCUGAAGGCAUUGGCUCGGCUUCAGUCUUUCCACUGGUGUCGCCGAUGUCAACAGUAGUAUUAUCUAACUUCCUCACCUUCCCCCGCGCCUCCUGGGUUGAUAGCGGCACGGCAUAUCUGGCCGAACUUGCGGGCACCACCAUCCUAACUAUCUCGGUUCUCGCCCUCGGUGACGACACCAAUGCUCCUCCGGGGGCCGGGAUGAACGCCUUUAUAGUCGGCUUGCUAGUUACUGUCCUUGGCAUGGCAUUUGGGUAUAUCACCGGUCUAGCUAUGAACCCAGCACGCGACUUUGGCCCCCGCCUUGCAAUGCUCGUUCUCGGUCACGGCAACUUCAAAACCCUCUUCGCAGACGGCUAUUGGUUCAAAGUCGCAUGGUUAGGGCCCAUAAGCGGUGCUAUUCUGGGGGGCCUCCUUUACGACGCAGCUAUCUUCGUUGGGGGCGAAAGUCCCGUGAACUAUCCCACGAGGCGGAUCCGACGGGCUGCGCGGAAGUGGGGGAAGCGAUGGAGAGCGAGGAUGAACUUUCGACGCACAAGACGGUGA
Molecule: messenger RNA, 1914 nt
Organism: Fonsecaea nubica
Lineage: Eukaryota; Fungi; Ascomycota; Eurotiomycetes; Chaetothyriales; Herpotrichiellaceae
Exons: 3
Coding region: 1-1914 (637 amino acids)
Biological process (GO): glycerol transmembrane transport; water transport
Cellular component (GO): plasma membrane
Molecular function (GO): water channel activity; glycerol channel activity
Source: RefSeq, a predicted model, not a curated record